Molecule: messenger RNA, 1760 nt
Organism: Zalophus californianus (California sea lion)
Lineage: Eukaryota; Metazoa; Chordata; Mammalia; Carnivora; Otariidae
Gene: MAF
Product: MAF bZIP transcription factor
Exons: 2
Coding region: 510-1745 (411 amino acids)
Biological process (GO): regulation of transcription by RNA polymerase II; lens fiber cell differentiation
Cellular component (GO): nucleus
Molecular function (GO): DNA-binding transcription factor activity, RNA polymerase II-specific; RNA polymerase II cis-regulatory region sequence-specific DNA binding
Source: RefSeq, a predicted model, not a curated record
UUAACUCCCCCGUGCCAAGGCCCGCGCCGCCGGACAGCCGCCCGCCGCGCCUCCAGCCCCGAGCGGCCGCCGCGCGCGCCCCGCCUGCAGCCCGGGCCGGCGAGGCGAGCCCUCCUUAUGCAAAGCGCGCAGCGGAGCGGCGAGCGGGGGACGCCGCGCACCCGGCCGGGCUCCUCCGGCUUCGCCGCCGCCGCCACCGCAGCCCGCGGAGGACCUUCCCGAGCCUGAAGCCGCCGGCUCGGCACGCACGGAGGCGAGCAGGCGAGGAGGGGCCGGGGCGAGCGAGCGAGCACAUUGGCGUGAGCAGGGGGGAGGGAGGGCGGGCGCGGGGGGCGCGGGCAGGGCGGGGGGUGUGUGCGCGCUCGGAGGUUUCGGGCCAGCCACCGCCGCGCGAGCUAGAAGCGCCCCAGCCCGGCAAGCUGGCUCACCCGCUGGCCACCCAGCACAGCCCGCUGGCCCCUCUCCUGCAGCCCAUCUGGCGGAGCGGCGGCGGCGGCGGCGGUAGGAGAAUGGCAUCAGAACUGGCAAUGAGCAACUCCGACCUGCCCACCAGUCCCCUGGCCAUGGAAUAUGUUAAUGACUUCGAUCUGAUGAAGUUUGAAGUGAAAAAGGAACCGGUGGAGACCGACCGCAUCAUCAGCCAGUGCGGCCGUCUCAUCGCCGGGGGCUCGCUGUCCUCCACCCCCAUGAGCACGCCGUGCAGCUCGGUGCCCCCUUCCCCCAGCUUCUCGGCGCCCAGCCCGGGCUCGGGCAGCGAGCAGAAGGCGCACCUGGAAGACUACUACUGGAUGACCGGCUACCCGCAGCAGCUGAACCCGGAGGCGCUGGGCUUCAGCCCCGAGGACGCGGUCGAGGCGCUCAUCAGCAACAGCCACCAGCUCCAGGGCGGCUUCGAUGGCUACGCGCGCGGGGCGCAGCAGCUGGCCUCGGCGGCCGGGGCCGGCGCCGGCGCCUCCCUGGGCGGCAGCGGCGAGGAGAUGGGCCCCGCCGCCGCCGUGGUGUCCGCCGUGAUCGCCGCGGCCGCCGCGCAGAGCGGCGCGGGCCCGCACUACCACCACCACCACCACCACCACGCCGCCGGCCACCACCACCACCCGACGGCCGGCGCGCCCGGCACCGCGGGCAGCGCGUCCGCCUCGGCCAGUGGCGCGGGCGGCGCGGGCGGCGGUGGCCCGGCCAGCGCCGGGGGCGGCGGCGGCGGCGGCGGCGGCGGCGGCGGGGGCGCGGCGGGGGCGGGGGGCGCCCUGCACCCGCACCACGCCGCCGGCGGCCUGCACUUCGACGACCGCUUCUCCGACGAGCAGCUGGUGACCAUGUCGGUGCGCGAGCUGAACCGGCAGCUGCGCGGGGUCAGCAAGGAGGAGGUGAUCCGGCUGAAGCAGAAGAGGCGGACCCUGAAAAACCGUGGCUAUGCCCAGUCCUGCCGCUUCAAGAGGGUGCAGCAGAGACACGUCCUGGAGUCCGAGAAGAACCAGCUGCUGCAGCAGGUCGACCACCUCAAGCAGGAGAUCUCCAGGCUGGUGCGCGAGAGGGACGCGUACAAGGAGAAAUACGAGAAGUUGGUGAGCAGCGGCUUCCGAGAAAACGGCUCCAGCAGCGACAACCCGUCCUCUCCCGAGUUUUUCAUAACCGAGCCCACUCGCAAGUUGGAGCCGUCAGUGGGACACGCCACAUUUUGGAAGCCCCAGCAGUGUGUACUUACAGUGUAUUCACAAAGAGACAUUUAUGUGAGAACUGUACAUUAAAAAUUCAUUAUUAUC